Triticum aestivum (bread wheat) is the source of this 568-nucleotide messenger RNA. RefSeq lists its product as uncharacterized. The record is from RefSeq and is a predicted model, not a curated record. The transcript has 5 exons. Lineage: Eukaryota; Viridiplantae; Streptophyta; Magnoliopsida; Poales; Poaceae. Bases 83 to 568 code for a protein of 161 amino acids.
AGGUCGGCCAGGAGAAUGAAGCUACAGCUACUGAAGAUUCAAACAGCCUCCUUCCCGACCCCGCUAAAACCAAGAGGGCGACAUGCGCAUUAAAAGGCUCCAGCCUGUUGUUGAUGCUGCUGGGCUUGACAAGGUUGGCGGACCGGAGGUUGUUAAGAAGAACAUGAUGCCGUCUUUUGCGGGUGGGCUUCGCUGUAUGACUGAAGAUUUCCACGAUGCAGUGGCUGUUUCGCAAGUCCAUGGCUCGCCUGAUAUAUCCACAACCUUGGCAUGUGAUCCAGAGUGGCCUGAGAUAAUUGAGACCCUUGAACAUGGGCAAAAAGCAGUCAAUAGAGCUGAUAUUACCAUUCAAAUCCAUCAGAUGAAGCUCCUUGACUACCUGCACAUAGUCAGGACUGGGCAAGUGUUUGGGACAGUGCUUGCUGUUGUCCACACCGUGGAGUUCCAGAAAACGGGGGUGCCCCAUGCACAUAUCCUUGUUUGGCAGGAGAAGAACGAUGAUCAGGCCCCUGCACUUGCUGAUGUUGAUCCAGAUGCUUGUACUGCUGCACCUGCCAACAGCUUCUGA